AGCGGGGGUCACAUUGGUGGAGAUGAGACGGAAGGUGACGCCGGUUGGAUUGAGGGUGUGGCCAUUCUGGGCGCGGUGCUUGUUGUUGUCCUUGUCACCGCCGUAAACGACUGGCAAAAGGAGCGUCAGUUCCGGGGCCUGCAGGACAAAAUCGAGUCAGACCACCGAAUAUCCGUUAUGCGAGAUGGGGACUUCAUCGAAUGUCUUGUGGGUGAAAUCGUUGUCGGGGACAUCUGCCUCAUCAAAUACGGUGAUCUACUGCCAGCUGAUGGUGUCAUUAUCCAAAGCAAUGACUUAAAGGUGGAUGAAAGUUCCCUAACAGGAGAGGCUGACCAUGUGAAGAAGGGAGAACACAUUGAUCCCAUGCUCCUGUCAGCCUCAGGCGUGUUGUUUUUUCCCGGUAGUAUCGCCCUUAUCAGCUUUUGGCAAUGUCUGCGUCGAUAG
Molecule: messenger RNA, 444 nt
Organism: Mesocestoides corti
Lineage: Eukaryota; Metazoa; Platyhelminthes; Cestoda; Cyclophyllidea; Mesocestoididae
Source: the annotation of a GenBank genome assembly